Molecule: messenger RNA, 8729 nt
Organism: Manis javanica (Malayan pangolin)
Lineage: Eukaryota; Metazoa; Chordata; Mammalia; Pholidota; Manidae
Gene: NOX4
Product: NADPH oxidase 4
Biological process (GO): defense response; superoxide anion generation
Cellular component (GO): NADPH oxidase complex; plasma membrane
Molecular function (GO): superoxide-generating NAD(P)H oxidase activity
Source: RefSeq, a predicted model, not a curated record
GGCCGGGGCCGGGGCCGCGGCGCGCUGCAGCCCGGCUCCGGGGCUCAGACCCGCCCGCGCUGGCUGGGCGCCGGCCCCCGGGCUGCCACUCAGCCUCUGACCCUCGGCCCACCCCCGGCCCCCCCGCAGGCGGCGCGACGGUGACCGCAGCCCGGCCGCCGGCGCUCCUCGUCGGGCCGGCGGGCGCAGAGCGCGCGGCGGCGGGGCGGGCGGCAUGGCCGUGUCCUGGAGGAGCUGGCUGGCCAACGAAGGGGUUAAGCACCUCUGCCUGUUUAUCUGGCUCUCACUGAAUGUCCUGCUUUUCUGGAAAACCUUCCUGCUGUAUAACCAAGGGCCAGAGUAUCACUACCUCCACCAGAUGCUGGGGCUAGGAUUGUGUCUAAGCAGAGCCUCUGCAUCUGUUCUUAACCUCAACUGCAGCCUCAUCCUUUUACCCAUGUGCCGGACACUCCUGGCUUACCUUCGAGGAUCCCAGAAGGUUCCAAGCAGGAGAACGAGAAGAUUGUUGGAUAAAAGCAGGACAUUCCAUAUAACCUGCGGUGUUACGAUUUGUAUUUUCUCAGGUGUGCACGUGGCCGCCCAUCUGGUGAAUGCCCUCAACUUCUCAGUGAACUACAGUGAGGAUUUCGUUGAACUGAAUGCAGCCAGAUACCGAGAUGAGGAUCCUAGAAAACUUCUCUUCACCACUGUUCCUGGCGUGACGGGGGUCGGCAUGGUGCUGGUGUUGUUCCUGAUGGCUACAGCCUCUACAUACGCCAUCCGAGUUUCUAACUAUGACAUCUUCUGGUAUACUCAUAAUCUCUUCUUUGUCUUCUACAUGCUGCUGAUGUUGCAUGUUUCAGGGGGGCUGCUGAAGUAUCAGACUAAUUUAGAUACCCAUCCUCCUGGCUGCAUCCAUCUUAAUGGAACCAACCGCAAGAAUAUUUACUUACCAGGGUAUCUCCCAGAACAUUUUCAUGCAUCUUUUCCCGGAGGAUUUUCAAGACCAGAGGAGCUUACCCAGAACACAUUUGUGCAGAUCUGUAUGGAAGAGCCAAGGUUUCAAGCUAAUUUUCCACAGACUUGGCUUUGGAUAUCUGGACCUUUGUGCCUGUAUUGUGCCGAAAGACUUUACAGGUGUAUCCGGAGCAACAAGCCAGUCACCAUCAUCUCAGUCAUAAGUCAUCCCUCAGAUGUCAUGGAAAUCCGAAUGGUCAAAGACAAUUUUAAAGCAAGACCUGGCCAGUAUAUUAUUCUACAUUGUCCCAGUGUGUCUGCAUUAGAAAAUCAUCCGUUUACCCUCACAAUGUGUCCUACUGAAACCAAAGCAACAUUUGGGGUCCAUCUUAAAAUAGUAGGCGAUUGGACAGAACGCUUUCGAGAUUUGCUACUUCCUCCACCUAGUCAAGACUCUGAGAUUCUGCCCUUCAUUCAAUCUAGAAAUUAUCCCAACCUGUACAUCGAUGGUCCGUUCGGAAGCCCAUUUGAGGAAUCACUGAACUAUGAAAUCAGCCUCUGUGUGGCUGGAGGCAUCGGAGUUACUCCAUUUGCAUCUAUACUCAACACUCUGCUGGAUGACUGGAAACCAUAUAAGCUUAGAAGACUGUAUUUUAUUUGGGUGUGCAGAGACAUCCAGUCCUUCCGUUGGUUUGCAGACUUACUCUGUGUGUUGCAUAACAAGUUUUGGCAAGAGAACAGACCCGACUAUGUCAAUAUCCAGCUGUACCUCAGUCAAACAGAUGGGAUACAGAAGAUAAUUGGAGAAAAAUAUCAAGCACUGAAUUCAAGACUUUUUAUUGGACGUCCUCGGUGGAAACUUCUGUUUGAUGAAAUAGCAAAAUGUAAUAGAGGAAAAACAGUUGGUGUUUUUUGCUGUGGACCCAAUUCCAUUUCUAAGACUCUUCAUAAACUGAGUAACCAAAACAACUCAUAUGGGACAAGAUUUGAAUACAACAAAGAAUCUUUCAGCUGAAAACCUGUGAGAUGAACCAGGACCCUAAAGAAGGAAUGAGUGCAAUUUCUAAGACUUUGAAACUCAGCUGAAUCAAACAGCUCUAUCAUGCCAAAGAAUAGCAAGGUUUUCUUAUUUAUAAUUAUUUAAAACAGAAAUGCAGAAAAUGUGGCAAGAUGACAGAUCACAUUACAUGUUUAAUCUGGAAACCAAAGAGGACUUGAAGAAUAUUUGAUGUGGAUGAUUCACUUUUCAAUGCUCAAAUUAAAAGUAAGCUAUUAGAUGCACACUGUUGAUUUUUAUGGCAGAUUCAAGAACUCCCUAGUGAGGAGAUACACUUGCUCAGUGUGGGGCUGAUAGCCUCCGUCCUCUUUAAAUUGUUUCUGGUUGAACAAAUGCAAGAGUGAGUGAAAUUAAGAAUUCAUUGAAACUCGGAUUACAUUUUCUAUGUGAGUAUAUACAGAGUUACUUUGAUUUAGAAAAGCUCCAGGCAAAUAUAUUAGACAUUUGAAGAUUUAGCAUAAGACUGUAUUGAUACGGGUACUUUGUAUCUGAACUUCCUCACUACUGAUGCCAGUACCUCUAUUUGAUGUCUGUAGACUUUGUGCUGAAUGAACCUUUUGUAGAUGUCUAUGUAGUAUCUAUUUUUAUAUUUUUCUUCCUUUUUUCCUCUAAGGAAAUCUGCCCUCCCUUGGCAUGCCUUAGACACAAUGAUUCAACAGUCCUUUUCAUCCCCAGUCUAUUACUGUUGCAUAGUAAUAAGGAAAAUAUCAUUACUGUAAAUUAUGAAGGGAUAUAUAGACUAAUAACUUUUUCAGCAUUUUGACAUUUAUUAUUUCUAUUUACUUGUAUCCCCAGCAUAGUUUGUCUUGGUUUUUAGCCUCUUAAGGUACUUAGUUUAAUUUGCACUUUGAGACCAGAGAGCAUUGUGUCUGUCAGUGGUCACUGACGUAUAAGAUCUCUCUCUUUUAUCACACAUUAGUUUAUGCUGGUGACAUUGAAACUAUAGUCACAUUACUGAACAGAAAACCUGUACUCUACUUUCUAUGUAAGAGGAAAUAUAUCAUUAGUUAUUUAAAUUAAAGUUCAGAAUCAAGAAUAUUAUUGUUUCACUGUCUGGUAUUCUGGGUCUUCAUAGGGCAUUUUUUAGUAUAAAGUCCCUUUUGGGACUACACUGUGUGAUCCUAUAUGCUUGUUCUCCAAUAUAUUCUUGGCUCAAAAGGAAAAACUUCACUACCUUAAAAAUUAAGGCAUUUUUACAGUUUAGUGAUUUUGUUUUAUAGAUAUCUAUCAAUUGCUAUCAAAUAUAGCACUUUUCUGAAGUAAACAGAAUGACUCAUCUUGCCUUUGUUAAAAUUUUGCAUGAUAUAACAUACAUGAUAGAUGCUCCUGUCACUUUUUGCUGUGAUUCACAAUAGCAGUCAAGUAUGUUAAACUAUCUAGUGUUGAAUGCACAUAAACAUGUAGCAUUUAGAUAUUUCUUCUUCCUCUUGGAAUUCUUUCUUCUCCCUUCUGUGGAAGAAGGUGAGUCAGAAAAAUAUUGGGGGAAUGUACAAUGUUCCUGAAGAUUUAGCUCUGAAGAUACAUUUAAUAAACAGUAUGUUUUGGUUAACACUUUCUAAAUUAAAAAGAAUUUUCAUAAAAACCUAAUGGAAAGAACUUGUGAAAAGAAGCUUGAAUAGUACAGGCUUGAUGUGCAAUACUCUUUACUGAAAAUUAUUUAAGUGAUUAUAUUAAUAAAUCUAAUUUCAGUAAAAUAAGUGGAAGAUUUUUUAGAAGAAGAAUGAUUACUUUUUAGGUAAUUUUUGCUUCUUUAUGUAGGAAUGAAAUUAGGGCUUCACCAUGCAUGUAGUAGAGCUUUGCUUUGUUUUGAGGGAUUCUUUCUCUGGGCUAUUUCUUGUCACACAGGUCUUAAAUCAAUCAUUUUAGUGGCAAUAAAUAUUAAAAUUGAAAUGGUAUCCUUGAAAUCUCUAUAAGCUCACUUUACCUUGUAACAAAUAAAGCAAGCAGAGUUUCUUCACAAGAUGUUGCAAGUUUAAGAAACAUAAUCUAUUAGGGUGCAUGCUAGCACGUGCAGCCUUAUGAAUUUGAGUCCUGGGACUACCAAUGUCCUCUUUAAAUUGUUUUUGGUUGUCACAUGGCUAAUGGUAUGACUAUGGCAAAUUGCUUCUCAAUCUGGAAUUGAGAUUUCUCAUUUGGACUAGAUAGUUAUUAAUCUUUUUUGGGAACCUGAUUACAAAUGAAUAUUAUGCCAUACAUAUAGAAUAUUACAUAUACUUUUGGGGGCCCACAAAUAAUUUUCAAAAGUAAGGACCCCAGCUUAGAACUUCUGAACAAAAUAAUCAUGACUGUAGGUCUUUCUGCUGAUACCUUUCUUGCACAUAUUUUGGAAAAAACUCAAACUUUUGUAGGAUUAUAUUGAGAAAUUAACCCUAUGGAUAAAGGAAAAUAAGUUCUCUCUAUAUGCCCUCAAACAAUCCAAUAGAAUUUUCCAUCAGUUAAUCUUGGGUCUCCUGCUUUAUGUAAGGGAAGGCUGUGAUUUUAUAUAUCAAUAAUAAUAAAAGACUCAGAUUCAAACACAUACACAUGUGUUUAUACACCAUACACACAUUUGGAGCUUCAUUUGCUUUUUUCUUUCUAAUGCAUGUUUAAAAUGAAACAAUUGGUUUUUCUUUUCUUCGGUUAGGGACUUAAAAUGCCAGGUGGGUGCUUGUGAUAGCACAGGUACUUAAAACAAAGGAAUAAAAGCAAUAUCGAUAAAGCAUGGGUGAAUUGAUAUAAUUAUAUCCUUGUUAUUUAUACCCCUCCCCCAAUCAGUGUUUAGUUGAAGCAUUCGUAGUAUAAGGCAUUGUUAAAGAGGCUUGUUAGAGGCAAAUGGGCCAUUGUCAUCAAUAGAUAACGGUGUUGCUGAAGAACGUUUAUUAUAUUAAAGAGAAAAAAUUAAAACAAAAAUUUUUCCCUUAAGGUUAACUCAGUUGAGCAGUGAUUUUUCUAAACAAACUAAUGAGAUAGAUACAUUUUUAAGUGCUACUUAUGAUACACAGUUCCCUUUUCUUGUGCUAUUCAGGACACUUUCAUAUCCAGUUACAGUAUAGAAACAUGAAGUGCUCAAGUUAGUGAAGUACUCUUAUUUUGCAGUUAAGGACACUGAGGCCCAAAGGGACAUGUUAACUUGCUUCAAGUCACCCACUGAAUGUGCUGCAGAGCUGAGCAAGUUCAGCGUUUUCCUAAGCUCUGCCACCGAAGGCGCUCCCCCUCCCUGUGACGUGCACAGCUAACAGAUGCAUCUUGGCCUGUUAGUUUCGGUCUCCUAUACACUCCAUUUUGUGUUUUGUGGGAAAUAAAAUACUGAGUGUUAAUUCCAGAUUCAGAUGCCAAAACUUACUCUAUUCUUCCUAUAUAUCUGGGGGCUCUAAAUUUGUGAGUUUUAUGUGUUUUGCCUAUUAAAACCUAUUUCCAGAAACAGUUGUAUGUUCUCCAGAACUUUGUACUGGCGACAUACAUAAUAGUAUAGUUUCUAGGAAAUGCUAGUAUUUAAUUUUUAAAAUUUAGAUUCAUAGGGAAAAGUCAUGACUUUACAGCUUUCUAACCACCCAGGGAAAUGUUGAUAUUAAAACAAAUGAUUAUUGUUCUCUACCCACAUGACCGUAACCUUAUUCUUGUUCAGGAGAAAAGAAUCAGCUUUUUGUAAACUAGUGAGACAAGAACUAAAUGAAUUCAAGCAUGAUGAGCAUUUACUUCAAUCACCAUGAAACAAUGAAACUGCUUCCUUCUGUCUAAAUCUCCACUCCAUUACCCCAAUGUCUUUAUUCCAUUCUGUGGUAUUCUCAAAGGACAGAGCUGCAAAAGCUAGCUAGACAAAGUUUCCCAAAGAAAAGAAGCAGGAGACUUCCAAUGCUUAGCAAAGAAAGGUCCAUUAAGAAGGAAAAGAAAGGCCAUGUGAAUCAUUUAAAAUUAGCAGAGAGUUAAGCAAUGUCACUUUAGAACAGGGACCAGUAAUUUUUUUAAGUGAAUAUGCAGAACUUUUAUUUUUUCCUGUGCAAGAAUUUUUAUAUUCUUGUUCAUAGAGUCUAAAACCAGAUGUCUUUUGUUUUACAUUGUAGCAGAAUCACCAGUCAUCAUCAUGCAGUGUUAAACUACAAUUUAAGAAUUGUUAAGGGCAAAACAUGCCUCAAAGGAGUAAAACUAGAAAGAAAAAGAAAGCAGUCACAGAAAGAAAAAUGACUUAACACAUCAGGGCAUGAUAACUCUUUUUCAUAACUCAAUAGAUGCUCACGUGUGUGGCAAAACUGGCUAUUACUGUGGUUUGGGAAAAUGUCAAUUUGGUUUAUUUUUGGGGGUCCUUUCACAUUUUCAUUGCCACUAGAAUUUUAGUAGGAGCUUUACUUUGAUCUGAAUUGUAUCUGGCUUUUGCAAGAAUUAGAGCUUUGAUGAGCUCCUGGGUGACCUAGAGAGAACCCCGACAUUUAGAUGAGAACCAGCAAUACGUAAAUGCCCUAAUAUAUGUAGCUAUAAAGGAGAGGCUGCCAUGAAUUUCUUCAACUGCAUACACAGCACAUUCAAAUUCCGUUGCUGCAAGGUCACAACUCUUAUCCUUCCACCCAGAGAAUGAAACCCUCUUUAAAAUAUGCAGACACUGAGAAACAUUCCCUCUUGUAUCAUAAUAGUGUAUCUGUUCACCUAUAUCAGCUCAUUCAUUUGAAACUAGUUAUCAAUUUAAAAUGACGAUGUAAUUCAUUUUAGUGGUGAGAAAUCUCCACAGUAUAUAAAAUAAGGGCCUUACUUGUCUGCUAAAAAAUGUAGGGCUGCCAAUACAUUGGCUAGGGCGAAUGCUAGGUUUUCCUCUCCAGCUGAGCUUUAAAGGAAUGUCAGAUACCUUACCACACAGGUCGGAAGUGGGACGUGCUCUGGGUUGCACCCCGUGCUCUGUGAUCAGACAUCCUGCACAGUUGAUCCUCCAGACUCCCAGGAACUAUUCAGUUGAGAACAUAGCAGCUCUUGAGCCAGCUUGGCAUCUUUAACCACAUAAUUGGGUACCCACCAGGUGCAGUUAUAUGCUUAUUUAAAGAUGAUGAUGGCUUAUCAGAUGCCAUUAGCAGUAUACUUUAUUUUCUUCUCUCUCCAUUAAUAUUUGAUUCCAAUUCAGAGUUGGGAAAAGCAGAAAUCACUUUAGAAAGUGGGAUUGGUUGGCUGAAGUUCUGUUCCACCCAGAGAGUUUAAGGGUGUCAUUUUAUCCAGCCACCUCCAGUGCGCAGAGUGAACAGGAUCCUGGAUUAGUAAUCAGAAGACUUGCGGCUUUUAUCCCUGGAAAGUAUUGGGCCACAUACAUAAAAAUGGGUAUAAUAUCUACCUCUGCCUGCGUCCCUGUUACACGGAUGUACUGGCGCAAAAAUGUAGGGGUGAGGAGAAACAGAAUGGUGAAGAAAGAAAUUUCCUGGACACAUCUUCCUUACUUGGGUUGUUGAUAACAGAGUAAAAAUAAAACACUGUUCUGAGGAAGUAAAAACAUAGGCUUUUAUGAGUCACAGUCCAUUGUAACUGAAAGAGUUAGUAUUUAAUUGUGUCCUCUGGGCAAGUAGAGAACUACCCAGGAGCAAAGCACACCACUGUGUGUCUUUGUUCUUCUGAGAUUGCCAUAAACGAAGUCCCCUGUCAUGUCCAGUGUAACUGCCUUCUGAAUUCCUCUGAACUAGUUUUGGUCAGGCCCAGUGCCUCUAGAGAUAGCUGUAUAGAUCUGUGACAAUCAAGCUAGGAAUUGCUCCAGCGUAAUAUAAUUUAUCCUGCUUAUUUAAGGUCUGAUGGAGGAAAAAUCAGGUGUUCAUAAGACACCAUACUAUUAAAACUAAGGCCUGUAUCUUAGAACUAGAAAUAAUUCUUUAAAAUUCUACAAAAGAGAACACUGCAUUGUAGCUCUAUUUUUCCUAGAUGGAAAAAAUGAAUUUAUUUCUUGACUCUUACCAAAACUACUUCACAUUAUGUCUUUUCAUCAAAGGUCACAUUAUUUUGUAGCUGUUUGUAUUUAAAUUAUGUGUGUGUGUGAGAGAGAAAAACAGCCUUUUUUAUGGUGAAUUGGAAGGAAUGUCUGAAUAAAAUGCCUGAAUAAAAACAACAUUCUGCAGACAUAUGUAAUGAUGCUUUCCAACUUUCAUAAUAAGCAUUCAGAGGUGGUAGCUUUGUGUCUGGGGGAAAUAUUGUAGUGCUGGAGAGGAAGGACUAACUCAAAUUCAAUACUUGUGAAGAAUUGGAAAAAUUUAUUUUUAUAUGUAAUUUUAUUGUAAAGUCAUAGCAUGUUUGUAGAAACCAUUGUUUUUGAACAUGAUGUAGUGUUUAAAAGCUAGACAACUAAACGUUGGACAAAUAUACUUAAAAUUCCUCACAUUGUAAACCAGUUGUGCACCUUUGGCAGUAAUAAUCAAGAAGUCAUUCCAGGAUUUUGAGAACUGGCCAGGGUUGUUUUCAGUCCUAAGGAAAGACCAAAUGAUCAGAUUAGUCUCACUUGUGAAGAUAUUAACAGGUAACAUUUAAGAAAUGUCCCUUUGAAAAGCUUUCCAAGUGGUCUAAUUUUAAGCUUCUUGGAACUUUCAUGUCAACAGGAUGUAUAAUUGGGAAACUGAGAAUUCUAAUUUCUAAAUUUAAUAAGCUGGGUUUGGAAUUUGGGGUUUAUUUUUGGUUUGUUUGGUGUUUUGUAUUAUUCUCAAAUUUCAUAAUUGUGCCCAUAAAAGAUUGUAAUAUUUACUUAAUUUUAAAGUGUCAAAAUUUAAUACUUUACUGCACAGAAAAUAAAGUAUAAUGUUCAUUA